UUUAACUCAAAUAUUGUUGAGCCACUGUGAAGAUUAUCAGCUGUUAGGAGAAUUUUAUUCAAUGCGGCCCUGUGAGAUAACAAUUCCCAACGAAGGACGUACAAUCUUAUAAUAAAAGCAGAAUCAUGUCGCAGACUUUUUACGUCUUGCUCGCUCUGUUCGGAGGACUGCUGUAUUACUUAUAUUUAUGGGGGAAAAAGAAGCACAGUUAUUGGGCAGAAAGAGGAGUCAAGUAUGUGGAACCGGUGCCGUUUUUUGGUCAGCUCCUGCCCGUUUUCCUGUUGAAAAAAGGAGUCGGACAAGUACCUCUGGAAAUUUACAGGGCUUACCCGAACGAAAAAUUGGUCGGAUACUACAACUUCACCGACCCCGGCGUCGUCGUUAAUGAUCCCGAGCUGAUAGAAAAGAUAACGAUAAAAGAUUUCCAACAUUUUGUGGACAGGCCGCAUUUCGGUUUGGACGAGGAGAGCGUCUCGUCCAAAGCGCUGUUCAACUUGUUAGGGAAAGAAUGGAGGACGGCCAGGUACAAAAUCAGCCCAGCUUUCACGACCGGUAAGCUCAAAUUGACUUAUCAGACCAUGGACCGAUGUUCCGACGUUCUGAUCGAGAACAUAAGAAAAAAGACUAAAAACUGCGAAAUAAAACCACUUCUGGUUAAUUAUGCAAUCCACACCAUUACAACCGGUGUCUACGGCGUAGAGAUCAAAGACGAAAAGACCGUGAAAGACUUUGCCGAAAUGGCGGAUCUUUUGUUCUUUUCUGGAAAAUUGACUAUUUUCCGUCAGUCCUUUCUCAGAUUCUUUCCAAAAACCUCACGCUUUUUGGGUUUGAAAUUUUUCAACGGUGAUUGUGAGGAAUACUUCAAAUUCAUGCUCGAGUCGACAUUCGAACAAAGAAAACACUCCAAAUUGCAUAAUAAUGAUUUCGUAGAUUUUCUUCUGAAGCUUAAAAACAAAAUAAAGCUAGAAGCCAUCGAAAAAGAUUCCGAAGAUAGUUACCUAAAUCUUGACGAAUCUGGAGAAAUAGACACCAUAGAAUUUACCGAUCAAUUUAUCAACGGAAUGGCUGAGCAAUUCAUCCUCGCAGGAGUUCUCCCUCUGGUGCAGGUGGCCCUCUACUCUAUGUUCGAACUCGCCUUACAUCCAGACUGUCAGGAAAAGGCGAGGAAGGAAGUGAGAGAAGUAAAAGAAAAGCACGGAGGAUACACGUACGCUGCCUUGAAGGAAAUGACCUACCUGGAUUGCUGCCUAUCCGAAAUCAUGAGGAUGCACUCGCUGGUGGAAAACCUGGAAAGAAUCUGCACCAAAGACUAUACUACACCAGACGGAUUGGUCAUAGAAAAAGGCACUACGGUCAUGAUACCCAUUAAGGAAAUGAUCAUGGAUCCAAAAUUCUUUCCGAAUCCGGACGUCUUUGAUCCUGAAAGAUUCUCCCAAGACAGCAGCAUCCCUUCAGUCUUUCUUCCCUUCGGUGCAGGACCAAGGAUUUGCAUAGGCAUGAGAUACGCCAAUCUGCAGGUCAAAUCCGCUUUGGCGAAAAUCAUUGGAAGUUUCAGCUUCAAACCUGGUAAAGGGGUGGGCACAAAGCUCAUAUUCGGUACGCUGUCUUUCGUGCCUAUUUUGCAAAAUAAAAUUAUUAUUGAUUUCACACCCCUUGAGUAGCCUCCACGACAUAAGCUUCUUGUGAGUUUGUUAAAAUUAAAGGAAAAUAUGUUUAACCUAGUGUCAAUAAAAAGUGUAAAAAUGAGAA
Cimex lectularius (bed bug) is the source of this 1749-nucleotide messenger RNA. RefSeq names its product cytochrome P450 6k1-like. Lineage: Eukaryota; Metazoa; Arthropoda; Insecta; Hemiptera; Cimicidae. Gene Ontology annotation, molecular function: monooxygenase activity; heme binding; iron ion binding. Bases 126 to 1661 code for a protein of 511 amino acids. The transcript has 5 exons. The record is from RefSeq and is a predicted model, not a curated record.